CUCCCGCCGCCCCGCACUGCCCAGCGCGCCACCGGGACACGGCAGGGCACGGCGUGAACCGGGACCGGAGGCCAGGGAGACCCGCGGGCCAUGGCAGGAAAAGCCCACAGGCUGAGCGCGGAGGAGAGGGAGCAGCUGCUGCCAAACCUGAGAGCCGUGGGGUGGAACGAGGUGGAAGGCAGAGAUGCCAUCUUCAAGGAAUUCCACUUCAAGGACUUCAACCGGGCCUUCGGCUUCAUGACCAGAGUUGCUCUACAGGCAGAAAAACUGGAUCACCACCCCGAAUGGUUCAAUGUGUACAAUAAGGUUCACAUCACCUUGAGCACCCACGAGUGUGGAGGCUUAUCAGAGAGAGACAUCAACUUGGCAAGCUUCAUCGAGCAGGUUGCAGCUUCUCUCUCCUGACCAGACAGACACAUGAAGCUGAGGAUCAGCUCUCACUGCCACAACCCACCUCUCAUUCUGGACAGCUGCACCCAGAGCC
Molecule: messenger RNA, 484 nt
Organism: Calypte anna (Anna's hummingbird)
Lineage: Eukaryota; Metazoa; Chordata; Aves; Apodiformes; Trochilidae
Gene: PCBD1
Product: pterin-4 alpha-carbinolamine dehydratase 1
Exons: 4
Coding region: 91-405 (104 amino acids)
Biological process (GO): tetrahydrobiopterin biosynthetic process
Molecular function (GO): 4-alpha-hydroxytetrahydrobiopterin dehydratase activity
Source: RefSeq, a predicted model, not a curated record